Messenger RNA from Anthostomella pinea, 393 nucleotides. The record is from the annotation of a GenBank genome assembly. NCBI's taxonomy places the organism in Eukaryota, Fungi, Ascomycota, Sordariomycetes, Xylariales, Xylariaceae.
AUGCCUUCCGAAAACUCCUCGCAGAGCUCUAAGGGCAACAAGAGCUCGAGCAAGUCUCACGCUCACUCUGACCAUAGCCAGUCCACCUCCAAGCCGUCCACCAUUGCCGUGCCUCGGGAUCAGUGGGCCCAAGCCCAAGCACAACAACAGGUCGACGACUACAACCAGUACACAAAAAUGUGGAUGUACAGCAACCAGGGGGAAUCCGGCCCAUACCAUGCCAUCGGACAAGUCGAAGCAAACGACCCGUACUAUGCCGAGGGUGACAACUCCGGAUACUAUGCGCCGUCCGCUGCGACCCAGGGUUCCUCCAAGCCCAAAGCCCACCACAAGGACCACGAUCACCACAGCAGCAAGAAGAGCGGCCACAAGAAGUCUUCGAAGCACAAGUAA